Solenopsis invicta (red fire ant) is the source of this 3266-nucleotide messenger RNA. Its product is annotated as nose resistant to fluoxetine protein 6. The record is from RefSeq and is a predicted model, not a curated record. The coding region runs from base 418 to 2595 and encodes 725 amino acids. Lineage: Eukaryota; Metazoa; Arthropoda; Insecta; Hymenoptera; Formicidae. Gene Ontology annotation, molecular function: acyltransferase activity, transferring groups other than amino-acyl groups. The transcript has 14 exons.
AACAAGUAUCAAAUGAUUAAAUAAAAAUAUACAAACUUAAAUUUAUUUAUUAUGUAUUUAUCUUACUUAUUAAUUAAUCCGAUUACAAAUGUCUGUAGCCAGAAAAAAAACACGCAGCGCUGAGGCUUUUAAAACUCAUGUUGUUAAAUAAAACGUACAAUAAGCAUUAGAAUCAUUUAUAUACCUUCCUUCAAUCAUUUGAUACUUCUUUCAAAUAUCGAUUUAUAUUCAAAUUAUACAUUGCAUUAAUGAUUUGAUCAGACAGAUCUGGCGCUAGGAUAAUAACUCCAAUAAAUCCACACUUGUCGUUCAUCAAAUGAGUUGCUGCUUUUAUUUUAGAAUGACAGCACCUUCAGUUUACGAUCGGACUUUAUUUGCGCCCUAUAGAGAGCAAAAACAGGUGCUAAAACAUCCAUUAUGUCGUAUCAGCGGCUUAUGUUUGCUUUGUAUCUCUGCCAUUCCGUCGUAUUCUGUGUAUCUACACAAUUUCACGGAUCUAACGAGGAUAACGGAUUUCAUUUAUUACCUGCUUAUGCUGUCGCCUCGAGAGCCAAUCUUCUCAAUUCGACAACAUGUGGAAUACAAUUACAUAAUUUUCGAGACGCUGUCGAUCAACGAAUAUUGUGGGGCUUGAAAAUAUUAGAUUCUAGCGGCAAUCCUAAACCAGGUUUCUUGUAUGGAAACAAUUUUUGGCUGGGGAGUCGUAGCCAGUGCCUUGAUACAACAAAUCGGAUUCCUUUUCCCAUUGCAGAAAAGCAAAUAUUAAAUAACACACGUUAUCGCAAUCCACAGAAUGAGUUUGCGCCUUUUAAAGUGAAUUAUAUCGUUGCACAUUUAAGGCAUAAUAGUACUCUUCAGUACCACAUAGGUACCAUGAACUUGAGUUAUAUACAAUCCGAGGAUGUAAUUACGCUUGGCCUCUGUUUGCCCGCGUCUUGUUCCAAGAAUGAUAUAAGCUUCAUUCUGGACAGAAUAUUUCGUGACAGAGCUCUUUUAAUUAAUGAUCUGUAUUCCGCGGACCUCAGCCUAAUCCAGGUAAAAAUUUUAAAGGACGAUCAUCAAUGGCUAUUAAGUGGUGCGGUACCCGUUAUAUGUAUUGUUUUAGCACUCAUUUUUUUGAUGAUAAGCAGCACAAUAUACGAUAUAUUCAUAUAUCAAAAAUAUUUACUAAAGAAUAAAACUCCCAUUAGUGUGGUUGAGGAAAUAGAAAUGCAAAAGAAGAUAGAUUCAUCAACACCACGUGAGAAAAGUAGAAUUAAGGAAGUAUUAAUCUGUUUUUCCAUUUAUACUAAUACAAAAAGUAUAUUUAACACAAAAGUAAGUCCCAAUGAGAUACCUGUUAUACACGGCUUAAGAUUUCUGACCAUGUUUUGGAUAAUUUUGUGCCACUCCUUACUUUUUAUGGUAGAUUUUAUCGAUAAUAAAGUAUGGUUUUUGAGAAUAUCGGAAAGUUUCUUCAUUCAAGUGCUAAGCAACGGAUACCUGUCAGUAGAUACUUUCUUCUUUUUAAGUGGAUUUUUAUUGGCAUACACAUAUUUAAAAAAUAAAACAAAGGAAAAACAGAAUAUAUCAUUUAAUUAUGGGGCAAAGCUGAAGGAAUUUUCUGUCAACGUAAUAAGAAGAUUUAUCCGAUUGACACCGCCUUACAUGGUGAUGUUAGGAAUAGUGCAAUUAAACUCGACUUGGUACGACAAGACCUCGCAAUUCUACGUAGGUCAAGAAAAAUCGCACGAAACUUGCGCGAAAUAUUGGUGGAGGAAUUUCUUAUACAUCAAUAAUCUGUUCGAUUACAAUACAAUGUGCAUGUCCUGGAGUUGGUAUCUAGCUAGUGAUAUGCAAUUCUUUAUAAUCGGUCAGGCGCUCUUGAUUUUGUCGUCUAUAUAUUUUUACACAGCUGUUGCCGUACUAAGUAUGCUUCUAAUAGGCUCAAUACUACUAAGCGGUUAUAUUUCGUAUAGUAAUGAAUAUGUUCCGACCAUUGAUGAAUAUGAUAGACUUUCAAAUAGCUUAUACUUUCCACCGUGGGUUCGAAUUGGUCCAUAUAUUAUUGGAAUGAUUACAGGAUAUAUUAUAGUGAGACUAAACAAAAAGUUAAAUUUAAAACAGAAUACUGUAAUUUUAUUUUGGAUUUUUGGAGCUGCUUGCAAUAUUUCCAUUUUAUUCGGCUUGUACAACCGAAAUAUAUCUAUUUUGUCUACUGCCAUCUACGUUGCAUUGAGCAGAACAGUGUGGGCCAUAGGUAUAGCAUGGCUUGUAAUUGUCUGCUUUACUAAGCACGGAAGCAUCGUUAAGAAACUGUUGUCAUUUAAAAUCUGGAUUCCUGUUAGCAGAUUAACAUACUGUGCUUAUCUUCUGAAUCCUUUUAUCAUAAAUUCAAUUAAUCUGAACAGUGAAACAUCUGCUCAUGUAGAGAUUCUGUCCAUGUUCACCACAUCUAUAGGAUAUAUUGGAAUUAUUUAUUUCUGUGCAUACGGAUUGUCCUUAAUGGCAGAAUUGCCGUUUACCACAUUAAUGCAAACAUUCAUCCGGUCUCAGAGGAAAAAUGUAAAAAUCGUAAGAUUAUCAUUUUGCAAACGUGAAUGCGAAAUGCAAUAAUAUAUGUAUAUACAUUCCCAGAUAGCACAUGGACAUCCAUUGGACAUCAAUCAAACAUCCGUCUGUAGACAUUGGGACGUCCAAUGGAUACUUAAUUAGGGUCUAAUGGAUGGACGUCUGAUGGGCGUCCAUUCGAGGUACGUUUGCAAAUCUGCCGGACGUCCAUUGGACAUCCAAGACAAGUCAUAUUUUUACAAUGAAACACAUAAUAACAGAAUAACAUGCACGACAACAUCUCAUCGGUCACGUUUCAUGUAUAACAGUUCUAAUUUUGCCCGCGGAAUAUCGCUACUGUCAACUCGGAGUUCUCGGCUGAGAAAUCAAGAGUCUUAAUAGACGCCCAAAAUCGGACAUAGGAUGGAUGUCCAUUUCAUGUCCAUGGACGUGUGGAUCUAAAACGGAUGUCCAUAGGAUAUCCUGUGCUAACUGGGUUGUUACGUCUGGCGCAUAAAAAUUUCUUUCUUUUUUCGAACUAUCCGUAUACAUAAAAUAUUAACUUUUAAACCGUAAAACAAUUGCUUGUACAUCCUGUUUGCAGCCAAAGGCUAAUGUGGUAGCAUUGCGGAGGUGUAUCUCAAAACAAGGAAAACGUCCCGCUGAUGAACCAAGAGGGACAGCACCAGGUUUGAAUGACACGGACGAUGAGCGGAAGCGAGUAUCGACAGGGAGAG